CAAGCUCCCAUUUCCAUGGCUUCUCUGUACAUUAUUCAUUCUCUUCUAAAACUAGCUUUCCUUUGUUCCUUUUGGCAUAUUAUUACCCCAUUGAGUUUGACUUACCCUGCUGUUUUUAACUUCGGGGACUCGAAUUCAGACACCGGUGGAUUAGUCGCCGGAAAAGGCUUUCCCUUGUCACGACUUAAUGGCCAAACUUACUUCCAUGAAUUCUCUGGCAGAUUCUGUGAUGGUCGCUUAAUCAUUGAUUUUCUAAUGGAAGCAAUGGAGCUUCCAUACAUGAAUCCAUAUUUGGAAUCUGUUGGUUCUCCCAGUUUCCAAACAGGGUGCAAUUUUGCUACCGGAGGGGCCACUGUUCAACCUGCAAAUGCAGAUUCAAUGAACCCUUUUUCCUUCAAUCUCCAGUUAUUUCAAUUCUUCAGAUUCAAGAAACGAGUUCUUGCAUUACUUUCCAAAGACAAGGAACUUGAGAAAUAUCUCCCUGCCGAAGAUCACUUCAAGAAGGCCCUUUACAUGUUCGAUAUUGGCCAGAACGAUAUCGAUGGUGCAAUGUAUUUUCUGACAUCGGAGAAACAAGUUAUCGAUUCCGUUUAUAAGCUUAUGUUGGAUCUCAACUACGGAAUGAAGAAACUAUAUGACGCAGGCGCAAGGAAUUUCUGGGUUCACAACACAGGCCCUCUCGGAUGCUUGCCCAGAAUCAUCGCUACAUUCGGAAAAGACCCGUCCAACAUCGACGAACACGGCUGCAUUGUCUCGCACAACAAAGCUGCCACCAUUUUCAACCAGAAACUCAGAGAUAUCUGCCUACAGUUCUUGGCACAAUCGCCCGAAGCCAACAUCACAUACGUCGACAUAUACUCGAUAAAGCUAAACCUUAUUUCAAACUCUUCCCUAUACGGAUUCCAGAAACCAAUAGCAGCAUGCUGUGGCUAUGGCGGACCGCCAUUGAAUUUUGACAACCGGGUACCCUGCGGUGUGACUAAGGAUCUGAACGGGACCAUUGUGACGGCAAAUCCAUGUAACAAUACAGCUGAGUACAUAAACUGGGAUGGUACUCAUUACACUGAAGCGGCGAAUAGAUUUGUGGCAGAUCAAAUACUAACAGGAAACUACACUGAUUCACCUCAUCUGGGGACGACCCCAUUUGUUAAUUGACCAAAUAUGAAUGCUAUUGUUGUUGUAUUUACUUUGUGCUUUCUAUUGGUUUAUCAGAGUUUUUAUACGACAAUGGCAGGACAUAGAUGAAAGCAGUGUUUAA
Molecule: messenger RNA, 1258 nt
Organism: Hibiscus syriacus
Lineage: Eukaryota; Viridiplantae; Streptophyta; Magnoliopsida; Malvales; Malvaceae
Product: GDSL esterase/lipase At1g54790-like
Exons: 5
Coding region: 16-1155 (379 amino acids)
Molecular function (GO): hydrolase activity, acting on ester bonds
Source: RefSeq, a predicted model, not a curated record